Molecule: messenger RNA, 522 nt
Organism: Chaetura pelagica (chimney swift)
Lineage: Eukaryota; Metazoa; Chordata; Aves; Apodiformes; Apodidae
Gene: FABP3
Product: fatty acid binding protein 3, muscle and heart (mammary-derived growth inhibitor)
Exons: 4
Coding region: 1-522 (173 amino acids)
Biological process (GO): fatty acid transport
Cellular component (GO): cytosol; nucleus
Molecular function (GO): fatty acid binding
Source: RefSeq, a predicted model, not a curated record
AUGAUGGACACGAGGGUGCCAAGGAAGAGGAAGAAGGUGAAGAGGAGGCGGGAGACGGUGGAGUUCUUGGCCGAGGGGCAGCAGCCACAGAGCAGGCAUGGUGCAGAGCCACAGAGGCAGGACACCUGCAACAAGAGCAUCCUCAAGUCCCAGGGGUUGAAAUUGCCCCCAAAACACGUGCCCAGGUCAAACGGCGUGGGGUUCGCCACGAGGCAGGUGGCCAGCAUGACCAAACCCACCACCAUCAUCGAGGUGCAGGGCGACAAGGUCACCGUGAAGACCCAGAGCACCUUCAAGAACACCGAGAUCAGCUUCAAGCUGGGCGAGGAGUUUGACGAGACCACGGCGGACGACAGACACGUCAAGUCCACUGUCAAGCUGGAAGGAGGCAAACUUGUCCACGUGCAGAAGUGGGAUGGGAAGGAGACUUCGCUGGUCCGGGAGCUGAAGGAUGGAAAGUUAAUUCUGACUCUCACCAUGGGCAACGUCGUCUCCACCCGCACCUACGAGAAGGCGACAUAA